Trichosurus vulpecula (common brushtail) is the source of this 2866-nucleotide messenger RNA. RefSeq names its product SERTA domain containing 3 (gene SERTAD3). The record is from RefSeq and is a predicted model, not a curated record. Gene Ontology annotation, molecular function: transcription regulator activity. Lineage: Eukaryota; Metazoa; Chordata; Mammalia; Diprotodontia; Phalangeridae. Gene Ontology annotation, cellular component: nucleus.
UUCUGGGAGUUGUAGUCCACUACCUGAAUAGUUACAUUCUCCCUUCCCUGAAAGAGAACCCGCACUCAGUUCCCUAAUAGCCUCGGGGAAAGGAAAGGAACCAAACCUCCCUGGGCGUGGCUUGGAAAAGAUGAGGCCGUCUGAUUGGAGGAUAGGCCAAAAUGGGCGUUGUCUGAACGUUUCUAAGACCGGAGGGGUGGAGCAAGAUAGUACACUCUCGGAGGUGCUUAGCCCUGAGGGUGUGGCAGCCCCUGGGGCACGUAUGAGUCCUUUGCAUAUCUUUGCUAAACUAAUCCUUUCCAUUUUUUGAGGCUUGUCCAGUGAGAAUCUAGAGAACUGGUUUCUAGUCUUGAAUUGUCAGUGAAUGACUUCGAGCAAGUUCCUUCCCUUUCUCUGUCCCUCUGUUUCCCUCUCUGUAAAAUGAGGGGACCCUACCACAAAGUGAUCCCCGGGUAAUCAAAGUCCUGGAAUGUCAGAAUCAUAGACCCUAGAAGGGACCUUAAAAAUCAUCUUUUUUUACAAAUGAGGAAACUGAGACCCAGAAAGGUCUGCUUAUUACUCACAAGUAGUGACAGAGUAUUUAAAUGGAGGCCCAAACAAAGGGGGGAGGGGAGGACUGAUUACUGAGAUAUUAAAAGGAUGAGGGCCAAAAAAAAAGGAUAAGGGCCUUCUAUCUCAUUGGCAAAAGGAACUCCUAGAAGACCCAGUGGGUACCUGAUGGACUGGGUAUCAGAGAGACCAGGGUUCAAAUCCUACUACAGACAAGUGUCUGUGGGCAAAUCAUUGAACUGCUCAGCCUGAAUUUCCUCAUUUGCAAAAUGGAAAAUGUUUAGACUGGAUGGCUUACAGUCUCUUCAUUCCUUUCCAGGUCUCAGUUCAUGAUCCCAAGUGAAGCUAUUCCCUCUACCCAUGCAGGUCAGCUCCUCCUCAGCAAUUUAGAGAGGGGCAGAGCAGCCAAGAGCUAAGAGUUACCAAAAGCAUUAAAAAGUUAAGUGGCUUACCCAGGGUCCUACCAUAGGUACUGUCUGAGGUAGGAUUCAAACCCAAGAUUCUGGUUUUGAAGCCAGCUCUCUCUACCCACUCUCAUACUAUAAUAAUAUAAAACCAAAAUCCUCUGCAUUUCCCAAAUUUAUUUUUGAGGAUAAAACAAUAGGGCAUCUCUAAGCUUUCCUGGCCAAGUUCAGUUCAUUCUAUCAGUGUUCAGAAGAGGGCCCUCACAGAGUCUCCAAUCCAACCCCAUCAUUUUUCUAGAGGGACGAAAGUAGGGCUUAGAGUUGGUCUUAUGGGAGACACCAUAAUAAGUCAGUGGCAGAGGCUCGUCUAGGGCCCAGGGCUCUUUGGGGCCCCUUUGCAGUAGGAGUCCUGUGGGUACAAGCAGGGCCUCCUAACUCCUGUCCCCCCUCCCAUCAGGGGACAAUGGUGGUUGGCGUGAAGCGAAAACACCCAGAUGAUCACUGAGAUCCAGAAGAGGUGGAGGCUGGGAAGGAGUCCCAGGAACAGGCCCCCUUCUCCAGGUCCAACCUAGGCUAGACCCUACUUCGACUUUCAAUGGACAAAUUCCAGCUAGGUCCCAGCCUCUUGAGGCAAGUGCUCAUCACAAACACCCUGAACUACAUCAGGGAAAAGAUGAAGCUGGAGAGGAGCCCAGCCCCACCCCAGGAACCUGGGUUGGAGCUGCUUUUACCUUUGACUGCCUAGUCUGCCAACAACUUCCUCAGGGAGCUGGAGGUGAUCCUGGGCUUAAGAGCCACACAAGACUGCUGUGAGCCCCCAGACCUGAGUUGUAGCACUACUUCUGCCCCUGAUCUGUUGAGUGAUAGCAAGCAAAUACCUUCCCCUCUUAAGGCCUCAGUUUCCCCAUCUGUCAGAGUUGAAGAGCCUGCCCUGGGCAGCUUUGAGAAUAGUGACAGGUGCCUUGAAGACCUGGUUCCUGAUGACUUCUUCCCUGACCCUGAUACUGACACCUCAGAUGUGGAAAGAGAUCCUUGGCUCUCACCUUCUGCCAUUGCUCCCUCCUCUGGGGCAGCCUGCUCCCUAAGGCAUCCUAAGACUGAAUGGGACUGGACUGAACUGGACCAUAUCUUGGAAAUCAUCAAGGGGUCGUAAGACUGAACCUUUCCCUUCAGAUACUUGCUCACCUCUGGAGAGUUUCAAGAAAGUGGUCUCCAAAAAUUUCAUAUCUCAGGAACCUGGGGUGAAGCUUCUUAGUCACAGCCUCAUCAGCUCUUCUGCCCUAGUCUCAGUGCCUGCUGAUGGCAGAAAACCAGAAUGUAUCUCUCUUUCCUGAUGGCUUGAUAGAACUCUGCUCCCCCUGCCUUCAUCUUCCCACAGCUGGAGCUGCUGUCAUGGAAUCCCUCCUUCUCUCCACCCUAUCACCCUGACUGGCCUAUGGUGUGCUGGGGCCAAGCACUCUGGGGCUGCUGUUCCUACUUGUUAGCCUUUUGGGUCUCCUGGGAGCCUGGUCCCCAGGUACUCCCUGGUUUUUCCCCUUGAUUUGGCUUCAGACUGGAUGAAGAACCUGGCUUCAGGGUUGAGUAACUGCCUGGGGGAGGAAGGGGGCAGGGCAGGGCUGAAAGCCAGGAGCCUGGGCCUCUGGGGAGACAAAGUCCAAAUUGCAAGGAGGAGGGGCUCUAGACCAACCCCCCCUCCCCUCCCACCCAACUCCCAAGGUUGACAGGUAUGGAAACAGUAAGAAGUCACAUCUUCUUCCUCCUCUCCACCCCAGGGCCUGCAUAACUGUGAACCCCCCUCCUUUGUCUGCUCCUUUGUACUUGGUCACCCCCUCCCUUACCCAAAGUGGCUUUGUUGAAGUGCAAUAGGGAUACAGGGAUCUUUAUCUGUGGUCAUGCCUUCCCCACCCCCCUAA